AUGAAGAAAGCAGAAAAAACUUCAAAUGAAGCAAGUGAUACAAGUUAUAACAUUGCUAGAUGUUCUAAAAAAGAUGUAAAGCAAACAAAUAAGAAAGGAACAGAAGAAAAGACAAAGUAA
Messenger RNA from Cetraspora pellucida, 120 nucleotides. The record is from the annotation of a GenBank genome assembly. NCBI's taxonomy places the organism in Eukaryota, Fungi, Glomeromycota, Glomeromycetes, Diversisporales, Gigasporaceae.